Molecule: messenger RNA, 1320 nt
Organism: Micropterus dolomieu (smallmouth bass)
Lineage: Eukaryota; Metazoa; Chordata; Actinopteri; Centrarchiformes; Centrarchidae
Gene: dctpp1
Product: dCTP pyrophosphatase 1
Exons: 1
Coding region: 105-662 (185 amino acids)
Biological process (GO): nucleoside triphosphate catabolic process
Molecular function (GO): nucleoside triphosphate diphosphatase activity
Source: RefSeq, a predicted model, not a curated record
UUUUAACAACUGGCGGGACUUCUUCACGUGCUGGUUGCCGAAGAGGUUGUUUACAGCUCUUGUAAAGUUGUUUGUACGCGCAGCGCUGAUAAAAGUCGUACACCAUGAUGGCCACAAACGGAAAGGAAGCAUGUGGGCUAGCAGGUGAUGAACUAUCGGUGUGUUCAAAUGGCAGCAACGAGGCUUUUGCUAACAAGUCUCACUCUCAUGUGGUAAACGGAGCAGCAACGGAGGCAUCGUCUAAUAACUCCAAGUUGCAGAACGGAGGGGCCGGAAAGGCGGAGGGGUUCUCCUUCAGCCCCAAGCCCACCAUUGAGGACAUUAGGCGGAUGCAGGCGGAGUUCACGGACGAGCGGGACUGGAAUCAGUUUCACCAGCCCCGCAACCUGCUGCUGGCUAUGGUCGGUGAGGUGGGCGAGGUAGCAGAGCUCUUCCAGUGGCGGGGGGAGGUGGCCGAGGGCCUGCCGGACUGGACCGAGUCCGAGCGAGAGCACCUGGCACACGAACUCAGCGACGUGUUGAUCUACCUGGUGGAGCUCGCCGAGAAAUGUCGCGUCGAUCUUCCCCAAGCGGUGCUUCGUAAAAUGGCUCUAAACCGACUAAAAUACCCGGCCAGCAAGGUGCAGGGAUCGGCCAAAAAGUACACUGAAUACAAGGACUGAGUUUGGGUGUUCAGAGAGGCAGAUGACAAUCAGGGAACGCUGGUUGCACUGAUUCCGGGUGCUGCUGUUCAUUCACUGACAGCAUGCUGCAGUUUAACUACGGCCUACUACUGAACAGUUUAUCAUCCGGUUUUAAUGUGUGUUGUUUGUAUUUUUUUUUUUCCUCCUCUGUCUUGACUUGUUACAUUACUGCUCAUAACCUUUGUGUGUGUGUUCUGUGAUCCACACGCUUUUGUCUUAUGCAAAGUCACAUUUAAUGGACAAGACACUUUCAGGAAUACUUUGUUGGCUUUUAUUGAUGUUAACUUUUAAAUCCUGUUUUUAGUCAGAUCUAAGUGAAUUUGAGGCAAUACAUACUCUUUUCAGAAAAUAUUACUGUUGUGCAGUGCCUCCGGGGAGUAUUUAGUGGAAUAUGUUUCUCACUGAACGUUUUAGAAGUUAUGGUUUGGCUCCAGUUUAGGAGUGUGACAGAGUGGAUUAGAGAGUUGAAACAUGAUUAUUGUCCCCACCAUCCUUGACAAAAGAGUAGUUGUGAAUUGAUUUUGUGCCAUCAUGUUUUGGAUUUAUCCUCAUUUGCCAUCAGGGUUGGAUCAACUCAUCUUCUGUUUUGUUCAUGCUGUCACAUUUCUUUCCUGAAGUAAAAGUUGCUUUAAUUCUG